Molecule: messenger RNA, 1638 nt
Organism: Rotaria sordida
Lineage: Eukaryota; Metazoa; Rotifera; Eurotatoria; Philodinida; Philodinidae
Source: the annotation of a GenBank genome assembly
AUGUGUGAAAGACGUUCAGGUAUUAAUUUAGAUACUAAAACUAUUCAUAAUAAUGACAAAUUAUUUACAUUAACAAAAGAUGAUCAACAUCAUGAGACAAUUUUAAUAGAUACUUUAAACGAUACAACUGUGGAUGUUAAUUCAAUUAAUGAAACACAGUCAAAAAUAAAACUUGUAUUAGAUGAUAUUCGAGUAGAACCACCUUUAACAGGCAUCUUUCGAUGUUCAAAUAUAUCUGCACGUUAUAUUAUUGCUACAUGGGCUUUCUUUGGUUUCUUUUGUCUUUAUUCUUUGCGAGUCAAUUUAUCUGUAGCUAUUGUUGCUAUGGCAACACCACAAAGUGCUUUAAAUGAAUCAAUUCAAUCAUGUCUACCACUAAAUAAAAAUUCUACAACACCUUCACCAAAAUAUGAAUUCGAUUGGAGUCCAACACUUCAAGGAUUUAUUCUCGGAGCAUUUUUUUAUGGUUAUAUUACAAUGCAAAUACUAGCAGGAAAUUUUGCAGAAAAAUUUGGUGCUAAAUGGAUAUUUGGUGGAUGUGUAUUAAUAGCCGGUUUAUUAACAUUAUUAACACCAUUAGCAGCUCGUACACAUGUUGGAUUAUUAAUUGCAAUACGAUUUAUAACUGGUAUUGUUUGUGGUCCAGGAUUUCCAUCAGCAGCUGCUCUUUGGGGAAAUUGGAUACCACAAUCAGAACGUAGUACAAUUCCACCAGCAGCACAUAGUGGUGCAAAUGUCGGAAUAAUUGUUACUGCACCAUUGGUUAGUAUUAUGAUUGCAGAACAUUUUCUUGGUGGAUGGCCAUCAGCAUUUUAUGUUUUUGGCGUAAUCUCUUGUCUAUGGUUUUGUGGUUGGUGUAUUUUUGGUUUUAAUUCACCAGAUCAACAUCCACGUAUAUCAGAAAAAGAGCGUAUUUUUCUUAAACAACAUAUAAAAACACAUAUACGCCAAAAUCGAAAAACACCAUGGAAAUAUAUACUUCGUUGUCUACCACUAUAUGGUAUUAUUAUGAUGCAUGUUUGUCACAGUUAUAUUUAUUAUACUUUAUUAACAUCAUUGCCAACUUAUUUUGCUACUAUACUUAAUUUUAAUUUACAUCAGAAUGGUCUUUUAUCUGCUCUACCUUAUUUUGCACAAUUUUUGGUAACAAUUAUAAUGGGACCUAUAGUAGAUCGUAUACGAAGACGAAAUAUUUUAUCAAUAACAAUACUUCGAAAAGGACAGGCGAUUAUUGGUACUCUGGGUACAUGUUCAUUUUUGAUUGGAAUUGCUUAUAUGGGAUGCAAUCAAAUAGGUGCAGUUGUUUGUUGUAUUAUUGCUGUUGGCUUUCUUGGUUUACAUACAUGUGGUCCAUUAACGUCUCAUCUUGAUAUUGCAUCAAACUAUGCUGGAACAUUAAUGGGUAUUACGAAUUCUUUGGCAGCAAUACCUGGUUUUAUUGCACCUUAUGUUGUAGGUGCCAUUACAAAUAAAAAUCAAACAAUUGAAGCUUGGCGUCUUAUAUUUAAUAUUUCAGCUGGUAUUGGUGUAUUAGGUUGUGUUGCUUAUUGUAUUUUAUUUAAUGGUGAAGAACAACCAUGGAAUCGAACACCUGAAGCACGUCAACGAAAUGAAUCCAUAGCAUCAAUCGAUGGAUAA